This is a messenger RNA of Alosa alosa (allis shad), 993 nucleotides long. It is a transcript of the gene exosc7, whose product is annotated as exosome component 7. The transcript is spliced from 8 exons. The coding region runs from base 38 to 913 and encodes 291 amino acids. NCBI's taxonomy places the organism in Eukaryota, Metazoa, Chordata, Actinopteri, Clupeiformes, Clupeidae. Gene Ontology annotation, biological process: nuclear polyadenylation-dependent rRNA catabolic process; nuclear polyadenylation-dependent mRNA catabolic process; U1 snRNA 3'-end processing. Gene Ontology annotation, cellular component: cytoplasmic exosome (RNase complex); nuclear exosome (RNase complex). The record is from RefSeq and is a predicted model, not a curated record.
CGUCACACGUGGUCGUCUACUGCAGCGCCGUGACAACAUGGCCACAGUUCAAGUCAGUGAAGCUGAGAAAUUGUAUGUUUUGCAUGGAGUACGGGACGAUUUACGAGUUGAUGGACGGAGCUGCGAGGACUACAGGCACAUGGAGAUCGAGACAGAUGUUGUGUCUAAUACAGAUGGUUCUGCAAAAGUUACUCUUGGACACACAAACGUCCUAGUUGGAAUCAAAGCCGAAAUAGGAAAACCAAAACCCAUGGUACCUGAUGAAGGGUAUCUGGAGUUCUUUGUUGACUGCUCUGCAAAUGCCACUCCAGAGUUUGAGGGGCGAGGUGGUGAGGGUCUUGGUAUAGAGCUGAGUAACACACUCUAUAAAGUAUUCAGUAACAAGCACAGCAUAGACUUAAAGAGUCUCUGCAUCCGCCCUGGAGAGAACUGCUGGGUUCUCUACGUGGACGUACUGCUUCUGCAGUGUGAUGGCAACUUAUUUGAUGCCAUCUCUGUGGCCAUUAAGGCAGCCCUCUUCAACACAAAGAUCCCAAGAGUGCACAUAUCAGAAGAUGAGGACGGUGGAAAGGAAAUCGAACUGUCAGACGACCCGUAUGACUGUGUGCGAGUCAAUGUAGAGAACGUCCCCUGCAUCGUGACUUUGUGCAAGAUAGGGCACCGGCACGUGGUGGAUGCCACCCUGCAGGAGAAGGCGUGUUCUGUGGCGAGCCUGCUCAUCUCCGUCACACACCGGGGCACAGUGACCUGCGUCAGGAAGGUGGGGGGAGGCAGCCUGGACCCAGAGAGCAUAUUCGAGAUGACCGAGACAGGUAAACGGGUGGGCAAAGCACUUCACACUCCCCUCAUGGAGCUGCUACAGAAAGAGGAAAGCCUCGGAUCAAAGAGACAGAAAGUUGGCUUCCUCGGAUAAAACUCUUCCCCCUCCAUUCCCCCAGUCUGUGAUUUUGUACCCAUUUGUGUUUGUUUUUGUAAUAAAGUUUGUCCACAUAA